AUCCCCGCCAGCCUCCCAAUUCUUGCUUGCUGUCCGGAGCUCACGUCGUGCGUUGUCAGAAGCCUCAAUCCCAGGACUCCUCUCCAAUUGGCCGCCUUCUCGUUCCAAGAUCGACCCACCGCCUCCGCACGCGUAUCGGCAUCAUGUCUGCACCCGCAACCCUUCCCGCCUCUCCCCACCACGUCUUCAGGGACCGUGAGGCUACUGGGACUCCGGCCGAGUCGCCCGCUCGACGCGUCCUCGCUGAACUCACUCCCAAGGCCAUUAACGCGGCCACGAACAACAACGCUGCUGUCGAACAUCUCGAGGCAUUGAAGAACCGCAGCCCCCUAAAACAGGUCCAGACACUGUCUCCAGCACGCCAAAUGGAUACCGAGAACAUGUCAGAGCUUCAGUACCCAGGUCUCGGGCGAAAAAGGCCCAUCACUGAAGUUGACGGCGCGGUCGCGCGCGAGGACGGCUUGGGAUGCACGUAUCGUGCCUUUGAUGAGCGCGACGGCUCGUUACGGCAGGCGUUUAGGCCAGGCGUCAUCGCUAGGAUGCGCGAAAAUCAGUCAACAUCUGCUGUCAACCUCGGGGGAGACGACUCUGAAGAGGACGUUCUGGAAGGAGAGGCACAAGUCUCGCAAGAGACAAACCAAUCCUUCUCAUCAAUGAUCAACUACAAUCCUGACAGGUCUUCUUCCCAAACUCGCGUAUCGCCACCAGCCACAGAAGUUCCAGAACCACCACCUUCAGUAAAUACAUCCAACACCAAAGUUCUUACCGAACGCCAACAACGAGCCGAAGCCCUCCGCCUCCGCCUCCGAAUGGCAAUGUACAAAGUCCACACGAACCAAACCGACAUCCCCCUCGCCGACCUCAAACUCCCUACCCCCGUCACCACCACACCCCUUUCCGAGCCCUCAACCAAACUCUCCACCCUAACGACCGAAGCCUCAAUCUCCACGGCCCACACCUCCCUCUCCACUUCCCUCACCUCCACUACCUCUACAGUCCCCAGCAUAACCUUCUCCCCCGCCCUCUCCUCCCCCACCUCAAAACCGCCCACAAAACCCCAACUCCUCCCCGCGCCCGUCCUCCUCCCCACCGCCUACUCCUCCCGCUUCAUCACCGAGUCCGGCAUCAUCCCCUCGUCCCCACCCGGCUCCGUCUCGCCCGCGCAAACUCAUAUCCACCCCCCGGAGGACCUCUCGCCCUCCCACGACUCCUUCGUGACACCCAUGGCGCAGCGCCGCGCGUUCGAGCAGCUGAGCAGCCCGCCGGGGAGUGGAGAGCGAGAUAUGGGGGAACUGACUACUAGCGCGAGGGCGAACCGGCGGUUCGAGGAGGGCGAUCUGACGAGUAGUGUGGUGAAGGGGCGGGCGGCGAGCGGCCUGAUUGAUCUGAUGAACUCGGUGCGGAGGUAAGGAGGUGGAUUGGGAGAUAUAUCGGAGUGGGGCAGGCGGGCGAACCCUUGAACCAAACCAAAAGUUAUCAGUUAGUAAGCGGAUUGUGUUCGG
This is a messenger RNA of Mytilinidion resinicola, 1502 nucleotides long. RefSeq lists its product as uncharacterized. The record is from RefSeq and is a predicted model, not a curated record. Lineage: Eukaryota; Fungi; Ascomycota; Dothideomycetes; Mytilinidiales; Mytilinidiaceae. The coding region runs from base 144 to 1409 and encodes 421 amino acids. The transcript is spliced from 2 exons.